Molecule: messenger RNA, 6672 nt
Organism: Anolis sagrei ordinatus
Lineage: Eukaryota; Metazoa; Chordata; Lepidosauria; Squamata; Anolidae
Source: RefSeq, a predicted model, not a curated record
AGCAGGAGCAGCAGCAGCGCCUGCAGUUCUUCUCCUCUCUAUUUCAGGAGCUCAAGAGGAGAAGAGGAAGGAGCCUGGAGGAAGGCGGGAAUGGAUGGGUGAGGGUCGUGUGGAGGAAGGAAGGAAAGAAGGAAGGAGAAGGGGAAAGAAGCCGUCGUGAAGGAGGAGGAGAAGCUUUGGCUGUGAGGAGAAGGGGAAAAGAAGAGCGGGAGAGGCGAAGUUGCGCCUGUGAGGGGAAGGAGAGGAGUCUGAGCCUGGAGAGGAGCCCGUGCUUGGCGAAAGGGAAGGCGCCCCUGAGGGGAAGGAAGGAGUCUGAGCCUGGAGAGGAGCCGGCUUUCCUUCAGGGGGACGGAGGGGAAAGUGAGGGCAGGAGGAGAGGGAUGAGAGAGCCAAGGCGAGGCGGAGGAGAGGAGGACGCCUUCGCCUCAGGGCUCGGCGAGGAGGAGGAGGAGGAGGAAGGAGAGGAGGAAGAGCGCGGCUCCUGUGUUCGAGGCGAGCCUCAAGUGCUGCUCUUCCUCCUCCUCCUCCUCCGAUGGAGACUUUCAACGAGCCCCUGAAGCCGCCCGCCUCGCCCUCGCUGCCGGAGAAGAAGCGGCUCCACCGCGCCCCGUCGCCGGCCCGGCCCUUCCUCCUCCUCAAGGACCCGCUGCUCCACGCCCGCGCCUCGCCCGCCCGGCCCCCGCCCGCGCCCCCCAAGUCCCCCAGCCUCUCGGCCAAGCCCACCAGCGGGGGACGGGCCCACUCCCCGGCGCUCUGGACCGCCCCUCCCGCCCGGCUCUCCCGCCGGAGCGGCGCCAAGGCAGCAGCGGCAUCAUCAGCAGCAGCAGCCCCGGCCUCGCCGGCCUCCCCGAGCGGGCUCUGCCUGCGGGGCUCCGCCAAAGCCGCCCUCUCCAGCAAGAAGCGGGCCCAGGAGCAGCGGGCCGCCGGGAAGCCUCCGCCGCACCCGCCUCUCGAAGGGGGAGGCAAAGGCAGCAAGGCGGGGAAGCGCGCCGCCUCCGCCGCUGCCUCCUCCGCCUUGGCUCCCCCCGCCGUCCGCAUCAGCCACACCGACAGCAGCUCCGACCUCUCCGACUGCCCCUCCGAGCCGCUUUCCGACGAGCCCAGGCUCGCCCAGGCCGCCAGCAGCGACGCCGAGUCCAGCGACCGCGAAAGGGAGGCUCUCCUGCCUCCCCUCCACGCCUCCGAGGCUGCCUCCAGCCAAGGGCCCGCCGCCCCGCCGCCCGCCAAGGCUGAGCCUCCGCACCCAGAGGCCGGCGAUGGGCCGCCGGGGGGCAAAGCCGCCCCCAAAAGCAGGCCCGGAGGAGGGGGAGGGGGAGGAAAAGCCCCGCUCGGGACGCCCCUCUACGCGAAACAGCCUGUCGCCGACGAGGAGGAGCUGCUCCGGGAGAUCGAGGAACUGCGCUCUGAGAAUGAUUAUCUCAAGGAUGAGCUCGAUGAACUCCGAGCUGAAAUGGAAGAGAUGCGUGACAGCUACCUUGAAGAAGAUGUUUACCAACUGCAGGAGCUAAGGCGAGAGCUGGACCGUGCAAACAAGAACUGCCGCAUUUUGCAGUAUCGUCUCAGGAAAGCCGAGCAGAAAAGCUUGAAAGUUGCACAGACGGGUCAAGUUGAUGGGGAGCUAAUUAGAAGUUUAGAACAAGAUCUAAAGGUAGCCAAAGAUGUAUCUGUCAGGCUGCACCAUGAACUGGAGAAUGUGGAGGAGAAGCGUGUGAAAGCAGAGGAUGAAAAUGAAGUCCUUCGUCAACAAAUAAUUGAGGUGGAAAUAUCCAAGCAGGCAUUACAAAAUGAGUUGGACAGAUUGAAAGAGAGCUCCUUGAAGAGAAGAGGCAGCAGGGAUAUUCAUAAAGAAAAGAAGGCAUUUGCUCAGCAGAGUUGCAGAAUGGAGCUUCUUGGAAAAUGCCAAGCAGCAGUCAGGACACAAAGAAAACUUUUUCUUCAGCGCAAGGAAGACAGUGCUGAUUUGAAGUGCCAGCUUCAGUUUGCCAAAGAAGAAGCAGCACUGAUGCGUAAGAAAAUGGCCAAGCUCGGCAGGGAAAAGGAUGAACUGGAACAAGAACUCCAAAAAUACAAAACCAUCUAUGGAGAUGUGGAAAGCCCUCUCCCCAUUGGGGAGGCCGGAGGACCACCCAGCACAAGAGAAGCUGAAUUAAAACUUCGUUUGAAACUGGUAGAAGAGGAAGCCAACAUUUUGGGUAGAAAGUUAGUGGAGCUAGAGGUGGAAAAUAGAGGUAUUAAGGCUGAGAUGGAGGAUAUGAGGUGUCAGUAUGAGAGAGUAUGUCUCAGUCAGGACCAUGUUUCAAGCAUUCCUACCUCGCCUUAUGGUGACUCUGUAGAGUCAGCUGCAGAACUACGCCGCCAUUUGCAAUUUGUAGAAGAAGAAGCUGAACUAUUGAGGAGAUCGAUUGCUGAGAUUGAAGAUCAUAACAAGCAGUUAACAAAUGAAUUGAACAAAUUCAAGUUUGAACCUGGGCAAGAGGCCAGCUGGCUGGAUGAAACUGCAUCCAAGUCUAAUGGCUCUUUACAAGAAGAGCUGAAAUCAGCCCGGAUGCAAAUCAAUGAACUUAGUGGAAAGGUGAUGAAACUCCAGUAUGAGAAUCGAGUGUUAAUGUCCAAUGUGCAGCGUUAUGAUCUUGCCUCUCACCUAGGAUUGCGAACAUCAAGCUCCAGGGAGAGUGAUGCCGAGAGUGACACAGGGAAAAAAGAAGGUGGCAACGAAGAAGGCCGUCUACCUCAACCAAAGAGAGAAGGACCCAUUGGGGGUGAGAGUGAUUCUGAAGAAGUCUAUGAAAAGACAUCAGGUUUUGGGAGUGGGAAGCCAUCAGAAGUGAGUGAUCUUGCUUCUGCUGAACUGACAAGGUCCAAAGAAGAUGCAGAUUUUCUGGUGAACAUUAGACAUGAAGCUGAAAGGCUUGAAAGAGCUGUGGACCGUCUCAUUGUUGAUACAGAUAGUUUACUAUAUGAAGCAAAGGUGCUCAUAACCAGCAGUGUUUCCUCUGAGAAAGUGUUUGAAAAAGAUGAGGGGAAAAAGGAGAGUAAGAAUGAACCAGAACUUUUGGACACCAUCAAUUCAAGAAUGAAAAAUUUCCAGAAAGAACUGCAAACAUUUUUGGAGAAGGUUGACAAUGUGAGGAAAGAGCGGAUCGAUGAUCUUUCCCCUCUUCCUCACCUUACAGAGUCUUCCAGUUUUCUGUCCACCAUGACAUCCAUAUCCCGAGACUCACCCAUUGGUAAUCAGGGAAAAGAACUAAUCACAGAUUUACAGUCCAAACUGAGGGAUCAGAUGGAAUGGCAGCGCAGCCAAGACCUUGGAGAGGAGCAAGAGAGACAUCACCAACGAAGCCCUACUGACCCACACGACAGAACUGAUGGAGACUUUAAACUCUGCAGGCCAGGAAACAAGAGUUGUUUCAGUCUAGAGAAUGUAUCGAUACAGGAGAUUCAGGCUCAGCUUGAGCAGGAGGUGAAACUUCGACAAGAGGAGCAAGAAAACUUUACAGAAAGGAUCAUGCAGUUAGAAGAGGAGCAUCUGCAAACCCUACGGAGAAAAGACUUGGAGGUACAAAGCUUGACUUUGCAGAACAAAUUGGAAGAGAAGACCUGGGGUCAAGAAAAAACCUUAAUGCAUCAAGAACUUGGGCAUUUCAAGCAGAACACCUUUUUCUUCUAUAUCAAAUUGAAAUGGUUGUUGAAACACUGGCGGCAAGGCAAGCGGAUAGAGGACCAAGGAGAGAACAUACUUGAGAUGGAGCAUCCAGAUCCCAUGCCAGAAUUCAGCUUUCAGUCUGAACAAAAGGGUAAUGAACAGGAAGAGGAGGAGGAUGAAGAGGAAGUGUUCACAAUGACAGAUUAUUCCCAACAUUCCACUGUGGAAAUAAGUGAUCAUGGGCCACCCCUACAGACUGCAGAACUGUUGCAGCAUCAAAAGCAGGCGAGAGAAAACCACCGACUCUUAAAUGCCUUGAGAAUACUGUUGGAUGACUUCCGGAAUGAGCUCCAGAAUGAUGAGCAAGAACGCCAUAGUUUCCAGCAGCAGUAUGCUAUUGAUAAAGCAGCUUGGGAAGUGGAAUGGACAAAGCUGAAGUGUCAGCUGGAACAGCUGGAAGAGAAGGGUGGAAAAGCACAAAGUGAGCUUGGUCUUGAGGCAAAGGCAGCUUUCAACAGGGAGAGAGAAGAGCACAAGAAGCAUCUGGCUGAUCGUCAUCAGUUAAUGCUGGACCUGCGGUGGCAACUCCAACACAGCGAAAAGAGUUGGAGAAGAGAAAAAGUGGAGCUUUUGGAGCGGCUUGACAAAGACCGACGAGAGUGGGAGCGGCAAAAGAAGGAGCUGCUAAGGAGACUGGAGCAGAAAAUACAUUCACGAGGAGACAGCAUCCUUUGUGACUCAAAAGCAACUGGCCUUCCUUCAUUUUCAAGUCCAGAGAAACAUCGUGUGGCUCGUCCAAUGGGGUUGCGAUCUUACUCUGAUUCUGAUAACAUGCCGUUUGAAGAUCGGACAGCAUCUAAGCUAAAAGAAAGUGACAGAUGCAUUGCCACAGAAAACCUCUUUCUGGAUACGUUGUCCCUUGAUUCUCCCGAUGAUUCUGAAGAACCACAUCCUCAGGAACUGGGGCAAGAAAGGUUUUUAAUAUGUGGAAAUGAGGAAGAAGAAAUGCACAAGGGAAAUCUUCAAAGGGCAAUGUCGGUUUCCUCUAUGUCAGAAUUCAAGCGCUUGAUGGACAUUUCUCCUUUUCUCCCUGAAAAGACUCUUCCUUCCUCCAGCACCAAGGAGGAUAUAACACCUCCAUUAUCCCCAGAUGAUCUGAAAUACAUUGAGGAAUUCAACAAAAAUUGGGAUUACAGCACUACCAGAAACAACGGUGGAGCUGUGGAGAAGCCUGUUGAAGCAUGGGCAGAAAGGAUGGAGAUUGGGAAGGCUGGGAAUAAUUCAGUUCCAGAUCCAUUCCAGCCAUCUUCAUGGUAUCUCACCACUAGUGUGACUAUGACAACUAAUACAGUGACCAGCCCUGAGCACUGCCAGAAACAGCCGCUGAGGAGUCAUGUUGCUACAGAAAAAGUGGGAGUUAGAGUCUUUCAUAGUCCACCCGUUGUCCGCAGAUUUGAUAACUCAGUAGCAGGUGGCAAUGAAGGGAAAGGCCAGCCUGAGCAAGACUUUUUGUUUCCUGUGACCAAAACUAAGGGUAAUGUGGGUGAGACAAAAGGUGCUCCUUCAGAAGUGUUUGGGCGAUGGUCGUGUGACCUCUCCAGGCAUCAUAACAAUUUUAUGGAAACUGGUAUUCAUCCAAUCGAGCGCCCUAUUUGCACUACUGUGAGUUUUGCAUCAUCUUUACACAGCUUGGAGAUGUCCAAAAACAUGAGUGAUGAUAUGAAGGAGGUUGCUUAUUCUGUCAGAAACGCAAUACGAACCAACUCAACAGAGCUUCAGUUCAAAGACACAGCUUGUCAGACUAAUGGGGUGAGGACUAUGGGGACUCAGACCACUCAAACAAUCAAUGUGGGCUUGCAAACAGAAACUUUGCGCAGUAUCACCAGCAGCCCACACAGGUGUCUGACACCAAAAGGGGGAGCCACACCUGUGUCAUCACCAUCCAGAAGCCUCAGAAGUAGACAGAUGGCACCUGCUAUUGAAAAGGUCCAGGCCAAAUUUGAACGCACAUGUUGCUCUCCCAAAUACGGCUCCCCCAAAUUACAGAAGAAAACCCUCUCUAAAACAGAUCAACCAAAUAACCGAACUUCCCCAAGCACACCUCAGAAAGGUUUCAGUGAAUCUGCUUGGGCCAGAUCCACCACUACACGGGAAAGUCCCGUUCAUACCACAAUCAACGAUGGCCUCUCCAGUUUAUUCAAUAUCAUUGACCAUACCCCUGUAGUUCAGGACACCCUCCAAAAAUGCUCCAGGUCUAGCAGCCGAUCAAGGUCGGCAGAACCCAGGUCAGAACUGGGACCUAUGCAGGACAUGUAUGCGGGUAUUCGGGGCCGGUCACCCAGUCCUCUCCGUUUUGGUGCAGAGUUACAAAAGGAUGAAGGAACUGAGACCAUAAGCAUUAGGCAGGACUUAUCUGCUCCUCCGGGAUACAACCUUACAGAAAAUGCUGCCAGAAUCUUGAACAAGAAACUGAUGGAGCAUGCCUUAAAGGAGGAAAAAAGGCUUGCUUCUUACAGCCCUCCCAGUCUUAGCAAUGAGAACAGCACAGGAGAAAUAGACAAAGUUGAACCAGGGUCCAUUGAGGGACUACUACCUUGUUCCGCACUAGCUCCAUCCCUAGAAUCCUGCUUCUCCCGACCGGAGAGACCAGCGAACCGGCGCCCACCUUCCCGUUGGGCCUCAUACUCCCCUACUGCCUCACUAUCUCCUGGGGAAGAAUAUGGAAGCAAGGAACUGCCGUUGGGAUAUCCAAGCCAGUGAUGCAAGCCUGCAUGAAUUAUCACGGAAUAAUUCACUGUCUUUUGCAUUUUAGCACCAUUACCAUGGCCAGUCUCUGUCAGCGAGGAGAGCUCAAGUUGUCACGGUCAAAGAACGUUCUGGAAAGCAGCAUGUCCAAUUUGGGAAACAGAGGUGUUUCUAGAUUGAAACAGUUAAUGUGCCUGUAAUAACUUAUUUUUUUCAUAGCUCAGAAAACUAUUUUUGCCUCCAUCUUUUCUACACACAGUAUAUUAAUUAAAAGGUCUAAAACU